This is a messenger RNA of Acanthamoeba castellanii str. Neff, 189 nucleotides long. RefSeq lists its product as uncharacterized. The record is from RefSeq and is a predicted model, not a curated record. The transcript has 2 exons. The coding region runs from base 1 to 189 and encodes 62 amino acids. Lineage: Eukaryota; Discosea; Longamoebia; Acanthamoebidae.
AUGACCUCGACGUCCAGCGCUCCCGACGGACUUGGAACAGACAUGAUGGUGGCACUCGGAGCCAAAGAGCGCACGGAGGAAGAGUACCGGCAGCUGCUGCAGUCGGCCGGGCUGGAGCUGGCGCAAGUGCUCGCCCCGCAACAGCAGCUCAACCUGGUCGAGGCUCGCCCUACCCAAACCAACGCGUAA